CCGUGCUCGCCUUCCACAGCACGCACUCUGGCAAUGCUGCAGCCUCGUGCCGUAGCCGCCUUUUCAUCCUCUCGCUCCGCUUCCCCUCGCACCCUCGCUACGCCCGUCUCUGAUCCCUCGUCUCCCGCUAGCAGCUCAUCUCUGUAGCCCACACGCUUACGAAACGGCACACGCCCUGCAAAGUCGGGCGAGCGAUCACGUCCUCGACCAAUCACAGUAAUCAAAUUCGGCAGCCCCAAAGGUCCCGGAGCGGAAGCCAGAAGGCGGCUGGUGGCUCAGAACGCGAAGCCCCCCUGAAGCCCGGAGAAGACGAUGGCCCCAACAGCGUCAAGGGACCGGUCAGACUACGUACAUGAAGGCUGGCCGCCCAACGCCGUGAACCCGCACCGCUGCGUCGACUUCAGACGGUCGUGGGUGCCAUCGCCGGAGAUGUCCCCCGCGGCACCCAUUGACGUUUCCCUUCCCGGAAUCGAAGAGCGCGAGAACGAGCACGAGCUCCUCCACCACGGCGUUGGCAGUCCAUUAGGCUCCCGACGGCCUAGAACGCGGGGCUCACGGACGCAUGGAGGCGAGGAGAACCCGAAGCGGUCUGUCAGUGCCAGUACUAGCAGUACGGCUAUUAGCACGGGCAAGCGGCCGCUGCGGCCGACGUCCACUGCUGCGUUUUCUAAUACGCAUACCGGAGAUGACACGCCUUUCACACGGGCGCACCAGCCCACUGCACGUUCUGGAGCCCGACCACGGCCGCUAGCGCGAGAACAGGAACGCGAGCAGGGCAGGGUGCCCCGAGGCGGGGCGUCCUGCGAGCGCCGCAAGUCGUGGCUUUCCGUGCUCAGCCCGAAGAAGCUUUUCAGGAAACGCCGCAGUGUGGCUGAAGCCAGCGAUGACUUUGGCUCCCACCCGCAGGAUGCGGAGAACUGGGAGCCCGAGGGCGCACGGAUACGCAGGGUAUCCUCUGCGGAGUGGAGGGCGUAUGGGAUGUGGGCGCGCCCCAAGCUCGGCAAGCGAUAUGGGGACAUAAUCGUUCGAAACGCGACUCCUCUCAAUCCGCCGCGCGAGCUGAGCCCGCCUCAGACAGAUGCGAUGUUUGCGAGUCUGUGGGAGGACGGCCGACCCCAUCCGGAAAGAUGGAUCCCGCGCGUCGAACACUGGUCGCUACCGCCGCGGCCAAGUCUGUGGCCUACCCCCAGACAACGAUACGAUCCGCUCCCACAGGAGCUACAGCUGAACCCGUUCCUUGAGCACCGCCUGGUGGGGCGUCCACUUAUUCACUUCGAUCUGCGCAUGCGCGCCGAAGACAUCACGCUGGGCGAGCGCCCUCCACCUCCAAGCGUCAAUCCUUACACCAGCGCCAGAUCGGGCGCUGACAAUGGUCACAAUAGCCUCAGCGUUGUUGUCUCUGCAAAUCCGACGUCAGAGUCGUCUAACAGAGAUGAGAACGAUCGGAGACGCAUAAUUCCCUUCUGGUGUGACGGACCCAACGGGGCACAACCUGCAACGUACCCCGGAGUGCCUCGCUUACGCAUCACGGGACUCGCUGGCGACCCCCAGCACGAGUUCCCGUGGCCAGUGACAGUCAUGCCGCACCACGAGGCACUGCCGGUGUUGGUGUGCGACGUGGUGAACGCGCUCAUUGCGAAUUUCGAGGAGCGCAUGACAGUCGAGGAGAUCGAAGCGCUCUCGGAAGGGCGCAAGAUCAUGCUCUACCAGGCGUACUGGCGCCGCAUACGAUUCUCCGUGGGCGGCACGAUGCCUCCGGACGACGACGGGCUGAGGAGGGUGGAUUACUUGGGCGAUGCAGUGUACUUCAGAGGGCUGGAGCCACAUCCGCGAGGCGACGGGUUCAUGCUGUUCAUGGGACCGCCGCCAUAGCCUUCCGACAGCAUCCCUACGCUGAGUAGAGGACACGAUGAACGGAGUAAUGAGGGGAGGAGGAUAGGGAAUAUGGUUGCAUUUUUCGCGCUUCGCUUGAGACGACGGUGCAGGCGCGCUUCGUACGCGCCGCUGUAUCCCAGACAAGCUAUGCGUUUGUAUAGUUGGUUGCCGGUCUUCGCUGUCAAGUUUCGGUUUCGGUUGAAGCAUCUAUCUGCUGUGUCCCUUUAGUCUUUCCUGUUCUGUAGCUGCACGUAAUUACAUGCUUUC
Molecule: messenger RNA, 2142 nt
Organism: Dichomitus squalens LYAD-421 SS1
Lineage: Eukaryota; Fungi; Basidiomycota; Agaricomycetes; Polyporales; Polyporaceae
Exons: 3
Coding region: 430-1872 (480 amino acids)
Source: RefSeq, a predicted model, not a curated record